AUCAUUAACAAAAACGUCUUAUUAGGUAGCUGUGAGACAACUUCAACUAGAACUGGCUGAUGCCCUAAAAAAACAAUCUAUGUCAGAGGCUUCACUGGAGGUUUCAUCACGUUGCCGUAUUAAUUUAGAAGAUGAGACACAGGAUUUGAGGAAGAAAUUAGGUCAAAUCAGAAGUCAGUUGCAAAAAGCACAAGAUCGACAUGCAGAGGCUGUAAGAGGUAUUGAGAUGUCGAAAGAUCACGUGCAAAAGCUUGAAGUUGAAAAUGCCAAGUUAAAAGUUACAGUCAAAAAACAAGCGGACAAAAUUGAACAACUUCAGAAAAACCUGUUAAAAAAAAUAAUGAUGAAAAUGUAA
Messenger RNA from Leptonychotes weddellii (Weddell seal), 355 nucleotides. Lineage: Eukaryota; Metazoa; Chordata; Mammalia; Carnivora; Phocidae. The record is from RefSeq and is a predicted model, not a curated record.